Gossypium arboreum is the source of this 1469-nucleotide messenger RNA. Its product is annotated as bZIP transcription factor 53-like. The record is from RefSeq and is a predicted model, not a curated record. The coding region runs from base 853 to 1278 and encodes 141 amino acids. Gene Ontology annotation, cellular component: nucleus. The transcript has a single exon. NCBI's taxonomy places the organism in Eukaryota, Viridiplantae, Streptophyta, Magnoliopsida, Malvales, Malvaceae. Gene Ontology annotation, biological process: positive regulation of DNA-templated transcription. Gene Ontology annotation, molecular function: transcription cis-regulatory region binding; DNA-binding transcription factor activity.
UAAAGAUGCACUUAAUUCUAAUUUAUUACCAUAUAUUACAAAUUGUAUUUGUGGGUAUUGGGAGAUUUGAAAUUUGAACUCCAACUUUACCCUAUUAAUUACAUAUUUGUUUUUAUUAUCUUCAAUGUUUAUUUUCAAUUAAGAAUAAUAAAAUGUAAUUAAUUAAUAAUCAAUAUAAUUUUCGAGUAAUCAUUGUCAAAAAGGUCAAAAAAACAUUAAACAACUCCAAAGACGGAGUUGGAAUCGUAGCUGUACCCACACUUCGCACGCCAGCGGUGACAACCAGCACUUUCCAUUUUCCAAUAAAAUAAUCAAUUAAAAUACCUUAAAUACCCCUCCACCUCCAUUAUUAUUAUUAUUUUAGCCACUAACCUAAUCUAUCAACUACCCCUCUUUUGCCUAUAAAAUAACCCUUUCUUCUUCAUUUGAAAACCUUCUUCAGCUUUGCCUUUAAUUGCUCUCUGUUUCUUGUUAGUCAAUCAGCUAAGUAUUCUUUCAAAAAUCUCCUCUCUCUCUCUUUUUAAAAUUUGGGGAUUUGGUUUUAGGGUUUCGUCUUUGUUAAUGUCCGAUCUGUGAAUUUGGGUAAGUGUCGGUGUAAAAAAAAGGCGGUCUAAUGAUCUUGGGUGUUCAAUGAGUUUCGCUAUCCCUAUGCAUCGGAUCCAUAUUCUUCACUCGUUCUCGGUCGUUUUCCUUUACUGGUUCUAUGUUUUCUCAAGGACUACCCCUUUGUUCAUCAAUGUGAUCGUUUAAAGCUAAGUUGUAGUUACUAGAUUAGUUUCUGUGAUUAUUGAAAGAAAUAAAAUCUCUAAAUUUUCAUUUAAUUUGUUAAAAAUAAUUUCCCUCCCACCUGAGAUGGCUACUGUGCAAAAACCGGCGAGUUCCUCCGAAUCCGACCCAAGAUGCGCCAACAUGGACGAGAAGAAAAGGAAGAGGAUGCUGUCGAACCGUGAAUCAGCGAGGCGAUCGCGUAUGAAGAAACAAAAGCUACUCGAAGAUUUAGUUAACGAAGUGAGUGCAUUGCAGAAAAAUAACACCCAGAUCUGUGAAAAGAUCAAGUUCACAACCCAACGCUUCGUCAAAAUGGAAGCUUCCAACAGUGUCUUAAGAGCUCAAAUAAUUGAAUUGACCGAGAGCUUGCAGUCCUUGAACUCGAUACUGCACAUGGCGGAAGACGGAAGCGGGUACGACGUCGAUAUCCUGGAGAUCUCCGAUCCUCUGAUGAAGCCAUGGCAACUCCCUUGUUCGACGCAGCCGAUAUGCUCGACUUUUGAUGGAUAAAAUUUAAAAAAAAAAAAAAAAAACUUCUUCCUUUAUGCACAGCAAAUUUGUAUGUUGCGUUUUAGCCUUUGGCGAAAUAUUUAAAGUAGCUUUUAUCAUUUAUGUUUGCAGAAACCUUCUGGUAUUUGCCCUUUCGUGUGUCUGUACUUUGGGAUAUUCUAUAGAUAUAUGGAAAUAUGUUAAUUUACAAA